This is a messenger RNA of Bubalus bubalis (water buffalo), 1134 nucleotides long. Its product is annotated as olfactory receptor 49-like. Gene Ontology annotation, cellular component: membrane. Gene Ontology annotation, biological process: G protein-coupled receptor signaling pathway. The coding region runs from base 160 to 1134 and encodes 324 amino acids. Gene Ontology annotation, molecular function: olfactory receptor activity; G protein-coupled receptor activity. The transcript has a single exon. The record is from RefSeq and is a predicted model, not a curated record. NCBI's taxonomy places the organism in Eukaryota, Metazoa, Chordata, Mammalia, Artiodactyla, Bovidae.
GGCAAUAAAAGAGACAGGGAGCCCCAAAGAGGCUCUGUAAAAAAAAAAAAGAAAGAAAGAAAGAACAAAAAAAAGGACUCCUACAACUCUAAAUGGUACAUUCAGCACUUUUUCCUAUAAAUUCCAAAUGUCCUCAGAUCCAGAACAUCACAAUUCUUGAUGCUGCACACCGCUGAUUGGGCAUCCCCAGCAGAGGCCAGAGGAGCCACGGGGAACCACACCACUGUCACCGAGUUCAUCCUGCUGGGGCUCUCAGAGGCCUGUGAGCUGCAGAUGCUCCUCUUCCUGGGGCUCCUCCUGACCUACCUGCUCACUCUACUGGGGAACCUCCUCAUCGUGGUCCUCACCCUCAUGGACAGGCGCCUCCAUACCCCCAUGUACUACUUCCUCCGCAAUUUUGCUGUCCUAGAGAUCUGGUUCACCUCGGUCAUCUUCCCCAAGAUGCUGACCAACAUCCUGACUGGAAACAGGACCAUCUCCCUGGAAGGCUGUUUCCUACAGUGUUUCCUCUAUUUCUUCCUGGGCACCACGGAGUUCUUCCUACUGGCAGUGAUGUCCUUUGACAGGUAUGUGGCCAUAUGCAACCCCUUGCGUUAUGUCACCACCAUGAGCAAAAGGGUCUGUGUCCAGUUAGCUCUAUUUUCAUGGAUCAUGGGAUUCCUUCUUAUAGCCAUUCCAUGUUCCAUCAUAUUUCAGCAACCAUUCUGUGGUCCCAAUAUCAUUGAUCAUUUCUUCUGUGAUAGCUUUCCACUCCUGGAACUCAUAUGUGCAGACACAAGUCUGAUCGAGCUUCUGGGUUUCAUCCUGGCCAAUGUCAGUCUCCUGGGCACUCUGUCCAUGACGGCUACCUGCUAUGGUCACAUCCUCCACACCAUCCUGCACCUCCCCGCAGCCAAGGAGAGGUGGAAAGCCUUCUCAACCUGUUCCUCCCACAUCACUGUUGUCUCUCUCUUCUAUGGCAGCUGCGUCUUCAUGUAUGUCCGGUCGGGCAAGGGCGGCCAGGGGGAGGACAGGAACAAGGUGGUGGCCUUGCUCAACACUGUGGUGACCCCAGUGCUCAAUCCCUUCAUCUACACCCUCAGGAACAAACAGGUGAAGCAGGUGUUUAGGGAGCAGGUGAACAAGCUCUUCUAA